Cydia pomonella (codling moth) is the source of this 2709-nucleotide messenger RNA. RefSeq lists its product as uncharacterized. Gene Ontology annotation, biological process: proteolysis. Lineage: Eukaryota; Metazoa; Arthropoda; Insecta; Lepidoptera; Tortricidae. The coding region runs from base 1092 to 2660 and encodes 522 amino acids. Gene Ontology annotation, molecular function: serine-type endopeptidase activity. The transcript is spliced from 11 exons. The record is from RefSeq and is a predicted model, not a curated record.
GAGCUACAUUUUAUAUAUUUUUUUUUUCAGAAUAAUUGAGAUAAAAAAUAAAAACUCAUUCGAUGACCAUAAUUAUUUUCUAUCGCAAGUUUCGUGUCAAUCUUCUGUUUCCUUCUAAUUUCAUAGCUUUACGUCCCCUAAGUCGAUACUAUUGCAGCUGACUGUACGUUGGUUCUAGCGUACAGUUGCCAUCAGAUGUAUUUGAGUGGUCAUGUGCUCACAAAUAUCUGAACACGCCUUUAUUGUCAAGGCGUUAGAGUGCGUGUUCAGAUAUUUUUGAUCAUCUGGCCGCUCCGAUAUAUCUGAUGGCGACUGUACCUAUCAUUUACACUUAGGUAUCUACAUCUUUUUUACCGUACUCGUUUUUGCGUCUUUAUCCAUUGCGUAAAAUAGAAAGAGCUUGGAUUCCAGACGUUGAAACUUAUUUUGUAUUAAUAACAAUUUUGUGUAUAUUUUACUAAUCAUACUAAUUAUUAUGUUACCAUUAAAAUUUUCUUUCUUAAUUAAGACCCUGGACCCUAGAUUAAAAAUAAAAAAUCAACAUCAGCAGAGCCAACUGUAAUUGUAGCACAGUGCAGCAGCAAUGCGCCCUCUAUCGUUGAGUAGCGUAAGGCGAGGCUAGUACCUAUAGUGACAUCUUGCGGCAAGUAGCAGUACUAUGAAGUACAUUCCUAGAGUAAGUUGGUAAUCGACUAAAUAGUAAGACGAUGGCGCCAUCUGGACCCUUUAAAUUGUUGAAAUAAUUAUGGUUUAGGAGCUUAUUUAAAAUGAUUAUUAUUGUACAAUAUUAUAUAGGAUUAAUUCAAUGUAUUACCUACCGAUCUCUUAAUAAACUACCCUAAAACUCGACUUAAACGGCAUAGAUAUUUUGGUCAGAUUUUAUUUAACAUAUUGUGUAUACCUUAUAACCGAUUUCACUAAUUUCUUAUGAUAAUAAAUUGUAUCUUUCUCGGGGAAGAGUCAAUUUUGAUUUGCAAAAGAAAGUAAUCCAAACUGUGAGGUAAAUCAUAAUUAAAAUCGAUCAGAGUUUCGGCGUUGCGUGAAAUUGUGCACAGAGGCAACUGUUUUAUGAACAAAAGUUAUUCCACGUGAUGUUACGUUGGUUUCUGUUAGCUCUAGGUUUUUAUUUAACUAAUGGUCACUAUGAUCCACAAGAAGGUAUUCAAGCUAUUGGACCGGAGCACGACACCAGGCGGAUCUUGAAAGGAACAGAAAUUUCUGACACCAGACCUUAUAUGGUAUACCUCCGACCUGCCAAGGUGACCCCGAACUUAGACCCCAACUGGCUCUGCGGUGGGGUGAUCAUCAGCCCUCGCUACAUCCUCACGGCCGCCGCCUGCAUUGAGGAUGUCACCCACUUCUAUAUAGUGUCCGGAACGCACAGAUGGAUACCGCCAAAAGAGACCAACGAAUGUAUUAAGAACGGCGCCACUAAAGCUAUUUGGAAAUGUGUUCCAAAAACGUACCGUUUCGAUGGCGCCCAGUUCAACAACAUCCGUUGGAUGGCGAACGACAUAGCGGUAGUGAUGACCGCGGAACCGAUCAACUUUCAGAAGCGCGUCAAGGGCUGCGAUUUUAUCCCACAAAUGAUCAAGUUUAACAACGAGAGCGACGAAUACGAGAGUCCAGAAACCUCUGCUUCUGUGGCAGGAUGGGGUUCUACCGAAGAAUUUACAGAUCCCGCCGACGCCAUUGAUUUCGGCGAUGCCACUGAAGCAAUCCCCGUACCCAUAGUAUCUCGCUCCAUUAACUCAGUCCAGCUCAUGGAAGCUGACGUGGAAAUACUAUCAAAAGACAGCUGCAAAAGCAUAUGGCUGCCGCGGUACCACGACAUUAUCGAGGACUAUAUGAUCUGUGGGAAGAACAUCUUUUACGACGAGCUGCAUCAAGAGUGUGAGGAAAACCAAAUGGAGUGUAGAGAGUUGGUAUAUACACCGGAGGAUGGCGGUACUGUCCGGAGACAUCAAAGCAAAAAAUUGGAAAAGCUAGUUUUACAAUCGUUAAAAAGGUUAAAGAUUUUGAGACGAGCGAGACAAAAAUCAUUGAGAAGAGAAGGAAAAGACGUUGGAGGGUUUUGUGAGAACGAUCACGGAGGCCCGCUUAUUACAGGCAAGGGCAAGACCUCAAUGGUAAUCGGCAUCAUAUCCGCCUAUAGAACCCUGAACAGCUCCAAGCGCUGCGUGGGUCCGUUCCUGUACACCAGCGUGUACAAAAACAGGAAUCUCAUCAGCUGUGCUAUUAAUAGGCAGUUGGGAAAACAAUGUAGGACUGUAUUAAGAGAAUCCAGUACGGUUCUAGACGAAGAACAUAUUAAUUGGGGUGAAAAGUACAAGGACGACAGGCAAUCUCAGAAGAAAAAACAUCACAGCAAGAACAAAUCACGAAAAUCCAACCACACAAGAUCUUUUGUACGCCUGACUGCCGUUAAAUUAGUACAAAACGACCGUGAAAAUGCAAGCAAAGAUGUGUCAGAAGCGUUUCUCUCCGGCCUAGGGAUGCUUACGUACAAUAAGAUCAGACGCCACGUCCCGCAGCGGAAACGCAGCGGUCGCGUGCGUUUGGGUCGUCGCGGUAGCGCGAGUGUGAAAAGCGUUGGCACGCUUGGAAAUCAUAGUUCCACCGCACUGCGGAGGAAAAAAUCUCUUAAAUCGAGGAAUUAGGUACGGUACUAACCGGGCAGUGAAUAAUAAAUCAUAUUUUGUAACGUAA